AAACAGAUCACACAGAUUUUGGAGCUGUGUGUCUCCUACAAGAGCCUUCGUUCCAUUUGAAUAAAAAUAAACCGAAACAAAUACGUGACACCUUCUUAAAGAAGCUGACCAGGAAACUCCUCAGAGCCUUUUUUCAGAAGAUCUUUUUAGAUAUUUUCUUGUGUUUUUAGAGGGUUAUUCAGACUUCUCGUGUCCGUCAAUAUUUCUAUGAAGCAGUUAAGCAGCAGUUUGUAACUGGACCUCAAGAAAUGGAGUCAUGACCAGCAUGGAAGACUUCAGUGGCCCUACUGAGACUGAAAGCCCCUCUGACAGCUGGUCUUGGUUACAGACCAUGAACUAUGUGGGUCAGCUGGCGGGCCAGGUGUUUGUGCAGGUUAAGGAGCUGUACAGGGGGCUCAACCCUGCAACCCUGUCUGGUUGCAUAGAUGUCAUCGUGGUCCGGCAGCCCGAUGGCUCGCUGCAGUGCUCCCCGUUCCACGUCCGCUUCGGAAAGAUGGGUGUGCUGCGGUCCCGUGAGAAAGUGGUGGACAUAGAGAUUAAUGGAGAGCCAGUGGGUUUGCACAUGAAGCUGGGAGAGAAUGGAGAGGCCUUCUUCGUCAAAGAGACGGAGAACAUCCUGGAAGUGGUCCCCUCUUACCUUGCAACGUCACCCAUCAUGUCAAUGGGGGAGGAGUUAAUGCAGAUGGAGCUGGGCAGGGGUGCUUCCCACCAUCAUGACAACAUCCCCUGCAGCACACUUCCUGUCCAGAGCCUGGGGCCACAGGAUGGAGCGACAUGCAAGAAGAGGAGGAAGAAGAGGAGGAAAGUGAAGCCAGAAGGAGGAGGAGGAACAGGAGGGAGGAGGGAAGACAGCGGGGAGGAGUUCUCCGAGGAUGAAGACAUGUUUACUAUUGACCUGAGCUCGGAUGAGGAGAAGGAGGGUGACAGUAGCAGACGGGCGUAUGGCGAUCGGGGAUCUACGAUCAACAGCAACUUAUAUCACAUGGCCGAGUGGACCGAAUCUCAGAGUGAUGUGACUAAGAAGACUCUCUCCAUCUGUCCAUCCUAUGGUCUGUCCAUCUCUUGUCCUCAGAGCACCUCUCACUUUUCUUCACCUGUUGGCAGUCCAGAUGAUUCAGCAUCAUCGACACCGAAGAGUGACUCCGAACUGACCAAUCAGACUAAUCCUGAAAUGCUGUGGACUUGGGGCGAGCUGCCACAGGCUGCACAGCCAUCCUUCCUUGCUUCCCACCUGAAGCAAGACUCGGCUGCAGCUGUCUCCAUCCCAGUGACUGCAAACAGCCACUUCAGAGCCAUCGCUGACACAGGGUCACCCGCCGAGGCUCCCUAUGGCCUCCAAUCAGUCGAGACCACUGCUCCUAAAGGGACCCUGGAUUUUGAAGGAAACAAAGGCGAAACCAGGGUGGAGUUAAUAAUUACAUCUGAAGAGAGGUCUGGAGAACAGAAUGUGGCUGAGAAUGUCGGCCCCUCACCCAUGGAGGUGGAGAGUUCAGCAGCUUCUUCGGUGUCCCCAAAGACUCUCCCGGGUCAUCUGAAUGAAGACAGUAACAGAGGGAGUCCCAUCAGAAGCACUGAUUCACCAUCAAAGAGGAAAGAAAAGAGAAGCCAGCAUCUGGGGGCUGAUGGCGUAUAUCUGGAUGACAUUACAGAGCUGGAACCCGAAGUUGCUGCUCUCUACUUCCCGAAAAGUGAUGGAGGCAGCAGCUCGAUGAUGGCGGACUCAGAGAUAAUGAUGGACAUGAGGGGCACCAACCAGUCCCCUCAUUCAGUGGGCAGCAGCGGCGUGGACAGCGGCGUGGACAGUUUGUUGGACCAGAUAGCCGACAUGCCUCAUGUCGCCAUCUCCUUGUGCGGAGGACUCUCAGACAACAAGGAGAUCACAAAAGAACAGUUCCUGGAAAGAGCCGUUUCCUACCAACAGUUCUCAGAGAACCCCUCCAUUAUCGAUGAUCCCAACCUGGUGGUCAAGGUUGGAAAUAAGUCAAUUAGCUCUUUGGCUCCCUCUGUGGUGUGUCUCAGGUACUACAACUGGACCACAGCAGCGCCUGUUAUGCUGGCCAUGCAGGUCUACCAGAAACCCCUGCCACAGUAUUGGUGUUUGAGUUAUGUUUUUUCUGUUUUCGGCCUCUUCUCAUACUGCUUCCCCGGUCUGUUUGGCUCCAGCACAUCAGCGCCUGCCUCAGUGGAGAGCAUCAUGAAGGAUAAGAUGCCAAAGAAAGGAGGACGAUGGUGGUUUUCAUGGAGGAGGAGGAACAGCGACUCUAAGUCGGAAAUGGCUACAGAAACGGGAGACGGAGAGGACGGCGCACUCACCAUGACCUCAGUGAACGGUUUGAAGGAGGACUCUUCAAGUGACGAGGACCAUGCAGCAUGCAAUCAGAUGGCAGAAUCCUAUCAGCCGGACCCAGCUUUAAACUCUACCGGUGUCUGUUAUAAGAAGACGCUUCGUCUUACUUCAGAGCAGCUGGCAGGCCUGCAGCUAAAGGAAGGACCCAACGAAGUGGUGUUCAGUGUGACCACACAGUAUCAAGGCACCUGCCGCUGCCAUGGCACAAUCUAUCUUUGGAGCUGGGAUGACAAGAUCAUCAUCUCGGAUAUAGACGGAACCAUCACCAGGUCCGACACUCUGGGCCACAUCCUUCCCACGCUGGGUAAAGACUGGACCCACCAGGGUAUUGCACGGCUUUACCACAGAGUCAGCCUAAACGGGUAUAAAUUUAUGUACUGCUCAGCCAGAGCUAUUGGGAUGGCUGGGAUGACGAGGGGCUACCUGCACUGGGUCAAUGAGAGGGGAACCAUGCUGCCUAUGGGCCCUGUGCUGCUCAGCCCCAGCAGCCUUUUCUCUGCCUUUCACAGGGAGGUGAUUGAAAAGAAACCAGAAGUGUUUAAGAUUGAGUGUUUGACGGACAUCAAGCACCUCUUCUACCCAAACACUGAACCUUUUUACGCCGCCUUUGGCAACAGAGCCACGGAUGUGUAUUCCUAUAAGGAAGUGGGCAUUCCUCUGAACAGGAUUUUUACCGUCAACCCAAAGGGGGAACUAAUACAGGAGCAUGCUAAAACAAAUAUUUCCUCCUUUGGACGCCUGUGCGAGAUGGUCGACCACGUCUUCCCAGUCCUGGUUCAGAAUGAGGAAGUGGACAUCCCGUCCUCGGAUAGUUUUGAUCAAACCAGCAGCUGGAGAAAACAAUUGCCUAAUGGUAGUAACCCUGAGGAAGAUGAGUCGCAGCCCAUUGAGGCAAACUGAGAAAACUCCCAUCGGAUGAAGAACAUAGGCUGCGGGUUGUUCCCCGUUCAGCUUGAAGCCAGCAGCCAAGCUCGGAGGUGAAAACUGUGCUACCUGAGAGGAACGCAGCCCUCAGGCUUUUUCUCGAAAAAAAAUGGACAAUGAAGAUAGUUCCUAUGCUCGAACGUUAUCUUAAAACCCAGUUGGUAAUUGUGACUACUGUUUAAGUAUAAAUGAAUGUAUUUUUAAACGUGUAAACAGAAUAACAGAAGUACUGAAAAAAGUUGGAAACAGUAAUUACGGAGACUUGUCGUCAGCCAUAAUAUUGACAAAAAAGGGAAAUUCCAGGGGAAAGUUUUAGAAAGAAGUAUCCGAUCAAUUUCAGCAGAAGUUUGAGAGUUCCUCGUUAAGUUGAACUAACACAUGGUUUAAAGCACAUAUUUGAAAGUUGUUCGUUUCAUACACACUGCACUGCAAUAUGAUAUCUGUUUACCUUUUUUUUCGUUUCAGUCCUCCACUUUCAUUUAGACUAAUAGAAACAGCCAGCUAAAUGGUAAAGACAUGAUCACAUACGUAUAAUGUAACAUGGAACUUUAGAUUUUUAUGCAGUAUCUAUUUUUAAACCUUAUUCAGGAAAGAAUAGUGACAUUUUUACUUAACACUGGCAAUUGUUCCACCAAAUAUUAUGCAGAUACAGAAUGCGCAGUCCACUCUGACCGCAUGUACAAGUGAAUCAUCUUGAAACCUCAUAGACACUGCAUCAUCCAAGUUAUGCAAAAAAAAAGAAUAAAUAAAAAAUACAGGUUGUGUUCCCAAGGAUCUUUCCUAUCACAACCUCUGCGGCUAAAUAUUAGUGAUAUUUUGACCGCAUUACUGUGAGAAAGCUGUCUUUUUUAUUAUUAUUAUUGUGUUCAAUGCAGAACAAUGCAAGCAAAUGUUGCGUAACGUGGUAAUAUGUGUAAAUCACACAAUAACUAAUGCUCUUCAAUGAACUUGUUUAUGAGCCCAUGUAAGACUGAGUGUAGUUUUUUUUUAAAGUGAUGUACAUUAUUGGAUAAGUUCAGCAUAUAACACUUACCUGUCCUGUUAUUCUAAAAAGAGAAAAAAGAAACUUUGCAUAUUUUUUUAUGUGUUUAACAUUUAUAAACCAUUUUUUUAUUUUGUAAUUAUGUAAUAUAGAUGCCUGGUUUUAUAUACAUGCAUGUGUAACUUAAACAGGGAGGAAACCCCUGUGAAUAACAGAAAUCUAUUUGUGAGACUGUACGCAGUCACUGAACAUUUUAAGCUGAUGAGCUGCACUUGUGUGUGCGUGCGCACACACGCGCAUAUAUUUCAUUUUUAUUUUCUCCAAUGUAUAUUUUGUUUUUAACGGUGCUUCUCCAAAAGCAUGUGCAGCUAUACAGUGAAUUGUUUUAACCACUUGCUGAGAUUUCAUAUUUUCACCAUGCAAACACUACAGCGAUGCUGCAGGGGUUUAACAAAUGCAUUGACGUCUGUCUACAUUACUUCUUGCCUCUAUCGGCGCCACUGGCAUCUAGUUACAACCAUUUCAUAGACUUAAUUUGUUCUGGUAUGUUUUCUUUACAACAAAGAGCAAUAUCAAAUAAAACAAAGUUGAUUUGGCAUCCUUUAUAAAUCAACUUGUGAGAAAAAAAUUAUUAUUUUGUGGCUUUACUUUAAGUUGGAGGAGGAUACAGUGGACAGUCCUCCCAACUGAUCAUGAGUCAUUAUUAUGUCAUAUUGUGAUAUAGUGUUUUCAUAAACUGCUUUAGGUCAGGGGCUGUACUGAGAUUGACUUUGCCUAAAAGAACAUUAAUCAUGAAUGAACACUUUAAGUUAAAGUUAAAUGGAAUAUACGCUGUUGGAAUGUUAAAAAUCAAAUGAUUAUCAAGUUUUAGGGACAUACUCUACUGUUAGAAAGUGGAAAAGGUAAUUAAAUCAUUGAUUCAAACUUGUCAGUGUUGAUUAUCCCGUUUUAAUUCUUUCUGUGAAAGAUUAUUUAAAAGUACUUAAACCAUCUUUUAAGUCUCGCUUUAUUUUCUGACUUUUUUCAACUGUGAAGAUUACAGUUUUGACACCAAGCAGCAGUUGUCCAGUGCAAGCUGUUGUUAACCAUGUAAUCUAAUCUGUAGAAUAAACAAUUUCCAGUUUGUGUCUGUA
Molecule: messenger RNA, 5386 nt
Organism: Fundulus heteroclitus (mummichog)
Lineage: Eukaryota; Metazoa; Chordata; Actinopteri; Cyprinodontiformes; Fundulidae
Gene: lpin1a
Product: lipin 1
Exons: 24
Coding region: 257-3247 (996 amino acids)
Biological process (GO): positive regulation of transcription by RNA polymerase II; triglyceride biosynthetic process; cellular response to insulin stimulus
Cellular component (GO): mitochondrial outer membrane; nucleus
Molecular function (GO): phosphatidate phosphatase activity; transcription coactivator activity
Source: RefSeq, a predicted model, not a curated record